Messenger RNA from Aspergillus pseudonomiae, 450 nucleotides. RefSeq lists its product as uncharacterized. Gene Ontology annotation, molecular function: fatty acid synthase activity. The record is from RefSeq and is a predicted model, not a curated record. NCBI's taxonomy places the organism in Eukaryota, Fungi, Ascomycota, Eurotiomycetes, Eurotiales, Aspergillaceae. The transcript has 4 exons. Gene Ontology annotation, biological process: secondary metabolite biosynthetic process; fatty acid biosynthetic process. The coding region runs from base 1 to 450 and encodes 149 amino acids.
AUGGCCUAUCACUAUCACUACAACAAUAAGAAUAUUAACAUUUCGGAGGCAAUGGACCCUCAGCUGAGGUUGCUACUCGAGGUUAUCUAUGAAGCAUUUGAAAAUGGCGGGUUUACGCUCGACCGGUUGAAGGGUGGUAACGCGUCUGUAUAUACUGCCCUGUAUAACAAAGAUUACGAGAAGAUCUUCAUGCGCGAUCAGGAAGAGCUUCCUGAAUCUUACAUUGUUACAGGAAACGGAGAGGCUACGUACUCGAAUCGCUUGUCGUACUUCUUUGACCUCAAGGGACCGUCGUUCCCGCUGGAUACAGGACCAAUCUAUUGUGGCGACGCGUUCCGUAAGAUUCAGAUGGGCAAGCAUGCGGGCAAGCUUGUCCUUUCAUAUAGCGAUAGCGACGUCAUCAAGGUCGCUCCACCUCUGGUUACCACAAACUGCAUUGAGAGCGGAUAG